GUUAAAACCCUACUCCUCCUCGGCGUAGUAAAGAAUAAGAUUGUUGUGGCGGGAACAGUCCGCAACUACAUUAGGGCUAGUCUCUCGCCUUUUUUUCAUGAUAUUAUGGAGCAUUAGAUUUCUUGCAAAACACUUGCUAUUUAGGGUUCCUCGAAGUUUGGGUUAUAGAAUGUGUAUAUACUCUGAUCAUAUUCGUUUUUUUUUAUAAAUAAUGGUUUGCAGAAAAAUGAUCAGUGUGGAGGUGGGUGAUGGUUCAGAAGCCAGCAUUCAUCACAAGAGUAAGAGCAUUGGGGAUGUUGUCUUGUCUUGGUCAUUUGAGGAUGUCCUUAACGCAGAUCUUUACAAGGACGAGGUACAGAGCAUACCUCUUGAAUUUCAGUCGCCGUCUUCCUAUUUGAGAGCAUUUGCUCUCCCUCUUAUUGAGGAAUCCCAUGCUGAACUGUCUUCCAGCUUCGAUACUGUGUCAAAUGCAUCUGCAUAUAGAGUAAUGUCUAUUGAGGCUGAAAAGGAAGAGAUUGAGUUUGGUGGGCCAUCUAGCAAACCAAUCUUCACUAUUGAGACUGAAACAAAAGAGACUGCGAAUGAUGCCGUUUUGCAUGAGCCUGAGACAGGGGAUCUCAUUGCCUUCACAGAUGUAAUCCCAAAAGGUGCUGAAGAUCUCAAUAGGCCUACCAUGCCCUAUCUCAUCGCCUUAGUUCAGAGGGUGACAGAUAAAAUGGACUAUUUUAGGAUUCAGAUUCUAGCAUCAAAACACAUCUUGCUUGAACAAGGCAAUAAGCUACUCCGGGAAAAUAAAACUGUAUAUGCAAUUUUCCUUGCUAACCUAGUGACAAAUAUUCGCAUUUGGACUGCAUUGAACUUGAAGCCCGAAGGGAGGAACUUGAAAAUCAUUGAGAAAGUGCUGCAACCUAGUUAUUCUAGUAGGGAAAGAUGUAGUCAAUGCUUGAAAAAUGGAACAUAUUCUACUUCUAAAUGCCAACUACUUUCAUCCACUCGUGCGAUGAAUCUCAAUGAGUUCCAACAAGAGGCAGUAGAAAUAUGUUAUGCAAUGAAGUAUUGCCACCACGAGAGUACUACCAAACUAAUAUGGGGUCCUCCUGGAACAGGAAAAACAAAGACAACUUGUUCGUUAUUAUUUGUGCUAUUAAGUCAAAAAUGUAGAACACUCACUUGUGCCCCAACUAACAUAGCGGUAGUGGAAGUUGCUUCACGGCUUGUGAGACUGGUGAUGGACUCAUUUGACAGUCUUUCUUAUGGCUAUGGCUAUGGCUUAGGGGAUGUAGUUUUAAUUGGAAAUGAAAAAGGAUGAAAUUGAAUGAUGAAAGUGAACUUGUUCAUGUGUUUCUUGAUCACCGUGUUAUAGUUCUAAAAAGUUGCCUUGCUCCUAGAUCCGGCUGGAUUCAUUUAUUGGAUUAUUUGGUGUGCUUAGUCCAAGAACCCGAGCAUCAAUUUCAAUUGUACUUAAUGAAUGAUCAGCAUGAGGAAACUACUGAUGAAUGGUAUAAUAUUGAAGAUAAAGAUGGAAACUACGGUGAUGCAUAUGGUGCUAAGGAUACUGGCUUCAAAUAUGAGACGAACAAGAGGGUUUGGCAGGAAGUCGUUGCCAAAACUUCUAAACUAAACAAAAAGGAGUGCAGAACUGGCAGGCAGGGUUUCCAGAAUAAAAAAUAUGUUCCUAAGAAAGACCGAAAGCUUCCUAGAAGUGGAGUGAAAUUCAAAUUUGAAGAGUUCAUGAUAAAAAAAAUUGAACUGUAAAGCAGAGGCUAUGAAGUUUUGUGUUGUGAAUCUUAUAAGUCACCUACCGACGUCGCUCCUACCUAUAGGAGUGGCAAAUGACAUGACAAAAGCUUUAAUGUUAUUGGGGUAUCUUCAUAAUUUACUUUGUAGAUGUGUGGUUGCUGGUGGUAACUUGAGAGAAGUCCUAGUUAAUAAAAGAGGUGAGCAACAGAAUGCUAAUGGAUGUAGUGAGCUGGAACGGGUAAGACAUGAGUGUGUGCAUAUACUCAAAUCUCUUCCAAAGCGUUUCUUUGUCAAGGCAGAUGAAUAUUCAAUGAGAGAAGAAAUCGUGUAGAGUUCAUGCUUGCUUUUCUGCACUGCCUCAUCAUCUAUCAAAUUACACUCUACAGAAGUGGAGUUGUUGGUGAUUGAUGAAGCUGCCCAGCUCAAAGAAUGUGAGUCAACCAUUCCUUUGCAAAUCCCUGGUCUUCGCCAUGCCGUGCUUAUUGGGGAUGAGCAGCAACUGCCUGCAUUGGUCAAAAGCGAGAUUUGCAAAGAGGUCUGUUUUGGAAGAAGCUUGUUCCAGAGGUUGGCAUCACAAGGUUACAAGAAGCACCUUCUCAGUCUCCAGUAUAGAAUGCAUCCAGCAAUAAGCUUAUUUCCAAACAAGGCAUUCUACCAAAAUAGAAUUUUUGAUGCUCCAAGUGUCAAAAGUGAAGCAUAUGAGAAGAGUUUUCUGCAAGGCGACAUGUAUGGAACUUACUCUUUUAUUGAUGUGCGUUGUGGAAAUGAAGAAGUGAUAAAUGGGCAUAAAAUUAGGAACAUGGUUGAGGUAGCAGUUGUUUGUGAAGUAGUUGCAAAUCUCUUUCAAGAAUGUGCCAGGUGGAAACAAAAGGUCACUGUUGGGAUUAUAUCACCAUAUGCUGCCCAAGUAGAUGCAAUUAAAGAGAACAUUGGAACUGCAUAUAAUACGUACGCAUAUAAUGGCUUUUCUGUUGAUGUGCGAUCUGUAGAUGGGUUUCAAGGAGGUGAGAAGGAUAUAAUUAUAAUAUAAACUGUGCGAUCUAAUGGGAGUGGAUCUGUUGGCUUCCUUACUAGCAGUCAAAGGGCGAAUGUUGCUCUGACUAGAGCGAGGCACGCUUUAUGGGUUAUUGGCAAUGGGACAACUCUUAGAGGCCGUGAUUCUAUUUGGAGACAAGUUGUUAAUGAUGCUAAGACUAGGCAGUGUUAUUAUGAUGCUUGUCAAGACAGAAAUUUGGCCAAAGCCAUGGCAGCUUCAUUGGUAGAUCUUGACAUACUUGAUAUCAGAAUCUAUCUAGAACGGCGACUGUUCAAAACAGAAAAUUGCCAGGCGAUUUAUGUCCACGACAACUUUAGGAAAUCAAUGGCAAAGAUAAGUAACAUCGGUGUCCGUAAAAAGGCCAUAUCUCUACUAAUGAAGGUUUCAGAUGGUUGGCAACAACAGCAGCCUCAGAGUAACCGCCACCUCCAUCUAACAAAAGAUAUGCAGACUGAGCCAUUGCUUUAUGAGAUUUAUGGCCUUGUUUAUAUUCAUGCAACUCUUGACACCGCGAUGGUACCUUCCAAGUUUACUCAAGUCAUCAAUGUCUGGGAUAUACGGCCAUUAGUUGAUGAUAACAAUAACUAUAAAGAUCCUCUGCUGCAAUUAUGUUUGCAAUUUGCUGCCCUCUCUCUUAGAGGAUAAACCCUGACUAUAUAACUGGACGUCUGGGUGCAACUGUGCAGGUUUGUUGAAAGAUUUCUUUAGAGCAGAGCGUAUAUAUACGCAAAAUUUAUGAGUCAAUGUUUAACAAGUGUCAAAUAGGAAAAAAGUUCUUUAGAUAAUGGCUAAUCUUCUUUUUUUCGAAUGAUCAUUAUGAAUUUCUUGACACCUUACCAUAAAUGAAUAUAAAUAUGAUGUACGUUCAUAUUAAUUUAAAUUGAAAAAAAAAAACUUGGUGAAUCU
Messenger RNA from Cuscuta campestris, 3682 nucleotides. NCBI's taxonomy places the organism in Eukaryota, Viridiplantae, Streptophyta, Magnoliopsida, Solanales, Convolvulaceae. The record is from the annotation of a GenBank genome assembly.